AUGACUCUCUCUUGGAUCAUCCUGGCCUUGGCCACCUCCGUUGUAGCCCUACCAUCAGGCCCCACGCCCACCAUCAACCAACUUAUACAUAACCGUCAAGCUUCAGUAACUACGCCAGCAACAUCACUUCCCACGGGAGACUUCAUUGAAACAAAAUUUAUUACCAUACCCGGUGUGACAAACAGUCACGUCACAAUCCCAGCAAAGACAAUAGACAUCGCCAUUCCUACCUGUGUUCAAACUGUUGAGCCGGAUGCCAACGGUUAUGUUCCACCUGGAGAAUGCGGCGCCUUAUGGAAUUACUAUCCCAGCUUUACCGCGGCCAUCAUCUUUGCCGUUUUGUUUGGCGUCUUGACCGGCGUACAUAUCUGGCAGGCAGCCGCACAUAGGAAGAAAUGGUGUUGGGUUAUCAUCAUGGCGACUAUUUGGGAAACGCUCGCCUUCAGCUUCCGGGCCAUCAGCACCAAGUUCCAACAAAGUAGCGGCGUUUAUCUCGUUUUCCAAAUCUUCAUCUUGCUUGCGCCACUGUGGGUCAACGCCUUUGCAUACAUGACCCUCGGUCGAAUGAUCUACUUUUUCCAUCCGUCCCGCAGCCUCCUCCGCAUUCCUGCCUCUACGUUUGCCGCGAUUUUUGUUGGUCUCGAUGUCAUCUCCUUCAUUAUCCAGCUUGUUGGAGGAAGCAUGGCCGGCCCUACCACUCCUCCCGAGGAGCAGAUGCGUGCGAUUCACAUCUACAUGGGCGGCAUCGGCCUCCAGGAGUUCUUCAUCCUCAUCUUUGUUGCUCUUGCUUUCACCUUCCAGCGCGAUAUGAAUCGAAUCGGAAGCCUUGCGGGAAAGCAAUCUCAAGCAUGGAAGCCGCUCAUGUGGGCGCUUUACUUUUCGCUAGGCAUGAUCACGGUUCGAAUCAUUUACCGAUUAAUCGAGUUUUCGUCAGGACACGGGAUGAAUAAUCAACUGAUUACUCAUGAGGCCUAUUUCUACGCUCUCGAAGCAGUGCCAAUGCUGCUGGCGAUUGCCGUGUUCAAUGUGGUUCACCCCGGCGCGGUGUUCAACGGGCCUGGCUCCGAAAUGCCGGGCCUUUUUGGGUCAGUCAAGAGCGCGUUGGCUAGGAGAAAGGGGAGAGUACCCUUGAAAGAGUCAACUGAAGAGCAAGAGCUUACAAAGAGGAGGUCUUCUAGCCCUUGA
Colletotrichum truncatum is the source of this 1185-nucleotide messenger RNA. Its product is annotated as RTA1 domain-containing protein. Gene Ontology annotation, cellular component: membrane. The record is from RefSeq and is a predicted model, not a curated record. Lineage: Eukaryota; Fungi; Ascomycota; Sordariomycetes; Glomerellales; Glomerellaceae.